UUUCAUCCGGGUACCGCAGCGCAGCAACCUAUGAGGCCAAAGACACCAAUAUGGCGGAGGCUUCCUUGGGGAGUUCGAGCCCUGUUGGCUCUUUGUCUUCAGAGGAUCACGACUUUGAUCCAACCGCUGAGAUGUUGAUUCAUGAGUAUGAUGAUGAGAGAACAUUGGAAGAGGAAGAGCUUUUAGAAGGAGAGAGAAAUUUCAGUGCAGAACUGUCCGACUUGGAAAGGGAGGGGAACAUGCCGAUCGAUGAGCUGUUGGCCAUGUAUCGUUACGAGGCGUCAGUCAGUACUGGUGCAGGAUCAAGCAUUGACAGUUCCUCUGUUGAACUAGCAGAUGAUCUGCCUGACAUGACCCUGGAUAAGGAGGAGAUUGCUAAAGAUCUCCUGUCAGGAGAUUAUGAGGAGGAGACCCAGUCGUCUGCUGAUGAUCUGACCCCUUCUGUCACUUCCCAUGAGGCCACGGAUUUCUUCCCCAGAACUCUAAGAUCCAAUGUAACAUAUGACGGUGAUAAAGAAUCUGAGGGGGAGGAGGACGGUGUAAACAGUGAAGAUUCUAGAAAGGAAAUAAUGGUGGGAUCUCAAUAUCAAGCAGAAGUCCCAGCAGGGCUCAGCCACUAUAAUGAUGAUGAAAAGGUGUACGAGGAGGAAGAUCAGCUGCUGUGGUGUCCUGACGAACUGUCAGAGUAUAAAGUGAAAGACUACCUCAGAGAAGCACUGUCACAGUCUACAGAUGACCGCACGCAUUAUUCCACAUCUGAACACAUACGAGACAACGAGCAGGCUUUGUUUGAGCUUUUGAAAUGUAAUUAUGACACUCGUGAGGCGCUGGUUCGAUACUGCAGUAAUGUAAAGACCUCAAAAGAAGAAUCACCACCAUGGUCAGAGGAGGAAUGUAGGAACUUCGAACAUGCGCUGCAGAUUUAUGAGAAAAACUUCCAUCUUAUUCAGAAACACAAGGUUCAAACACGGACUGUAGCAGAAUGUGUGGCUUUUUACUACAUGUGGAAAAAGUCAGAACGUUUUGACUACUUUGCUCAACAGAACCGAUUUGGCAAGAAGAAAUACAGCUGUUACCCUGGUGUGACGGACCUGAUGGAUCGGCUGGUAGACGAGGCUGAGGGUCUGGCAGUGGACGGCUCUUCACCGGUGUGUUCAGCUGGAGCAGGAGGAAGACUAGAGGCAUCGGCAGAGCAACAGCUCGGACUGCUCAACUCUAUCACUGCCAGUGACCUCACAGCUCUUAGUAACAGUGUAGCGAAUGUGUGCAACGGUCCAGCAGAGAUGAGCUGUUUGGACUCUCCGUUCUUCCCCCCUCUGGAAAGUUUGCACCGAGCAGCCCUGAACCAUGACGAUCAGCUCAGCUACGGAACGAAUGGAGACGGCGUCUGCCUCAACAUGCUGGAUUCAGGCUUUUACCGCUCUGACCUGGGCCAGCUCAGCAUGUGCAGCAGCAAAGACUGCGAACGACCCUCCAAGAGGCUCAAAAUGGGCCUUUCAGAGUCCUUCAUCAACGACGUGGACUUCGAGGGCAGACGAGCACAUCGCAUCACAGGCGCCACAAUGGCGGUUUCGGUCACAGACUUCAGUGGCAUCGGGAGUGAAGCCAACGCUUUCAUCAGCUCUCAUUCUCGACACCACCAACACACUGCACUUCAGUCCGACUGACUCUCUAGUUCUGACAUCCAGACUCACCUUCAUCCGCUCACUGACUAUUAGUUCUUUUUUAAAUUAAAAAAUGAUAUCUAUAUAUAAAUAUAUGAAUAUACUUUUUGGUCUUUUUUGUUUUUGUAAUAUGACAUCAGUGAUGUCUUUAUUGUACAGAAAUAAGGAAUCUUGAUUUCUCAAGAGUUUAAAUAGCCAUUUAUUUUUCUGGUCCUUCAGAUAUUUAAUAUCCUUUUUGUCUUCGGUGAACUACAGUUAAACCUAAAUGCUGGAGCAGAGAGCCGUGGUCUCUUACUGUACUCAUCCCAACAUCUACAUCUUUCAGCGUUUUUUUUUUUUUUUUUUUUUUUUUUUUUUGUCGUUGCCUCUGAAACUGCAUUUUUCGUUGUUUUAGGAUUUUUCACAAACACCUUUGUUUCUGAAAAUGGUACCUUUUUUUCAGUGUUUACACCGCCCAAGAUAGGCUACCCCUUGGGAAAUGUAGCAUUUUGUAUAUCUGGAAACUGGCUUUUGUAAUUGAGAAUAGUGAUUUCUUUAGAGUGAAAGACUGACAUGUUUAAACAAAGAGCACUUACAGUCUAUGAGAUGUUUCCAGUGUAUUGGCCCUCUUUUUUUGUUGAGAUAACCAAGUGUUUAUGAAAAAAGUCUUGUAAAUGGUUAGUGUUCGGGUUAUUUGUAGAUCUAAGCUUUAAUAAGUCAAUUUAUUGUAGUAAUUGGAACAUUUAAUGAGUUACUAUUUUUUGGCCUAUAUUGAAGUAUCAUUAUUGACUUGAUCUUUCUCAGCUGCACACUGUUAAAAAUGUACAUUUUUAUAUGGAGCCAGAUCAGUCUCAAAAAUGAUACAUUUAAAAACUAUAAUUGAUGCAUUCACAACACAAUUCACAAUUUCCAAUUUGUAAAUACAAAACACAAUUCAAAAAUACACAAUUUCAAUUUGUUAAUACUACACCAAUCCUAUUCGUAAAUUCAAAUCACUAUUCAAAAUACACGAAUCCUCUUCGUAUUUUCAAAACACAAUUCAAAAAUCCACCAAUCCAAUUCGAAAAUUCAAAACGCGGUUCAAAAACACGCAAAUCCGAUUCAUAAAUUCAAAACACGAUUCAAUAAUACACAACUUCAUUUCGGAUAUCCAUAACGAUUCAAAAUUACGCAAAUUCCAUUCGUAGAUUCAAAUCACUAUUCUAAAGCACACAACUCCAUUUGUAAAUUCAAAAAUACACAUUCGAUUUGUUAAUUUAAAUCACGAUACAAAAAUACACAAAUCCAAUUCGUAAAUUCAAAAGAUGAUUAAAAAAUACACAAAUUCGACACAUGAUUUCAUAAUAUACACAACUUCAAUUUAUUUGGAUUAACUAUUAAAUUAACUAUUUAUGAUUUUUACUUGUGAAUUUACAAGUUGUGUGUUGUAUUCAUGGUUACAAAUUGUAUUUUGUAAAUGUGAAUUGUGCUGUGCAUGUAUGAACUUCAUAAAUGUUUUAUUUUUGAGAAUUUUCUAGCUCCAUAUUUUAGUCUGCAAAGUUUUUUUGUUUGUUUAAGAUUUGGCACUCAAAUGCUUCAUGUGACAUUUAUGAGACUGUCAUAUGCAUUUGACAGUAUUAGUCUGAAUUGUGUAUAAAUAUUAGUCCAUGAGUGUGCAGAACAUUUAUGAUUUCCCUUUUGAGUGUAAAUUUAUACCCUUAACAAAGGUCAUUUUUACCAAGCGUAACUUUUGCUGGUGCUCAACUUUAGUACCAUUUGAACCAGUGUUAAUUUUUCAGCUAUGCAUUAUGUAUAUUUUGUAGCUGCCAGGGGUACAGAGAACACCUGAAUGUUAAUUGAGCUAAUUGUUAAUCACUCUUGACCUCUUCUGUUGUGUAUUGUAUGCAUGAAGCAGACGGGACUCUUGUUGAUCCUUUGACAUAUUUCAAGCUGAUUAAUAUUACAUGCCAAAAAAAAAACAAUCAGCUUGACGCACUGUAUCAAAACCGAUACUGCCUCCGAGCUCGAGUCCUUCCUGCUAUUUUGCAUUUCAAAACAAUUACUUUGUUCGUUUGUAUACUAAAAUCCCUGAUUUUGUAAUUAGGGAAAAGCAAAAAUGUGAAAAAUAGUGUUUAUAGCAAUAAGAUGUAGAUAUGUACAGAUUGUUGAAAGUCUUACAAUAUUCAUAGCUUAUUUUCACCUUCGUUUACUGCAGUGACAGACGUCAAAUGCAUGCUGAUUAUGGUUGCUUGCUAAAAUAUCACAGCCUUUCUUUAGUUUUUAUUUGAGCGAUGUGUUUUAUGAACACUCCGAUGUAAACCUAUUCAUUCAUCAUUAGUUUAAUUCGAUUCUUGAUUCUUAACGGCUGCUAUUAGUAAUGUGAAGAGUCAAUUUUCCAUUGAAUGCACUGCGUUUGCAAUUAUGAGUUGAGUUGAGAGAGUUCUGUGCAUCUCCAUUAAGCAUGUUUGAGCUGUGAUUACUGAUGUUGAUUCAAAUGAAUGCCAUUAUUCAUGAAUGAUUAGAAAGCACUACUUUUUUUUGUUGUUGUUGCUCAGAAAUGUUCAGCAUACAUCAACAAAUGUAGUACUUGGUGCUCAUAUCAUUUGUUUUUAUUUUCAUACCUUAAAAUGCUUUUAUUCUUCUGUAUUAGUACUUUAAAAACGAUACCGUGAAUUGACAGACAUUUUACCCCCAAAGUGUUUUGCAUAUUAAAAUGGAUUAAGUCGAAUUGCAGAAUGUACAGGUUGCUUUGACCUAUAAAAGUAAACAUUUUACAUCUUAAAUAUAUUGAGAAGAGUUUGGUAAAGUGGAUGUGCGUAUGUUUUAUGUAUUUAAUUUAGAAAUUUUGAAAUAUAUAUAUAUAUUCAAUAGAGGUUUUUACAUUGAACCACGGAGAGGAAGGCAAUGGUAAAACUUGUGAAUAAGAAAACCCCCCCAACAAAUCCUAUAAAUGUAAAUCCAUAUAUACAGACAAUCAUAACAUUUAAUGACAGAAUUAUUCAGAUAUCUCUAUUGUUUCUAAAAUCUGUACAUAUGAUUGUAUUGCUUUUCUUUUUCAUUAUUUUGUAUUUUUGUUGUACUUUAUUACUUGGUGUAAAAAGCUCCAGAAAUAAAAGCUCUGGAAACAAA
Molecule: messenger RNA, 4751 nt
Organism: Danio rerio (zebrafish)
Lineage: Eukaryota; Metazoa; Chordata; Actinopteri; Cypriniformes; Danionidae
Source: RefSeq, a predicted model, not a curated record